This is a messenger RNA of Eriocheir sinensis (Chinese mitten crab), 8151 nucleotides long. RefSeq lists its product as uncharacterized. NCBI's taxonomy places the organism in Eukaryota, Metazoa, Arthropoda, Malacostraca, Decapoda, Varunidae. The record is from RefSeq and is a predicted model, not a curated record. The coding region runs from base 257 to 7543 and encodes 2428 amino acids. Gene Ontology annotation, biological process: regulation of transcription by RNA polymerase II. The transcript has 20 exons.
ACACAAGUUGCGCGCACCGGGGCCGCUCGCGUCGCUCUGGGUCCAAGAAUCGCCAAUUUCCGCGGGUGGCUGUGAAGUGUGAGUGCGUGAGGGUGUGUGGAGGCAGUGAGGAGUGCGUGAGGGUGUGUGGAGGCAUUGGUGUAGCGUGCCCGGCAGCCAUAGCAGCCCCACACCAUGACGCAGAGGCGGCGGACCACGCUGCUGCUGCUGCUGCCGAGGUGUGUAGCGACACUCUCCUAGGACUCUCCAGCCCCGCAUGGAUUCAGUCAAGAUAGCAGGGUUGGGGGCGCACGCCCCUCAAAUGCUAUACCCUGGGGGGGGCAGACAGCCGCCCCCGGGACCCCAGGCCGCCCACCCGCCGCCCACGUCAAGGUAUGAAGCCAUGGGCAGGAAUCCGGCGACACAAGAAUACCGUGGCAGCGUCAGGCAUGACGGGUCCCCUUACAAGACGCCCAUCUCGCCGCCCACGGGGUCACGGGCGGGGGCGGGGGGCUACCCUUCCUACCCCCCCACGGGCGACGCUCACGUGGGGGGCGGGGGCGGCAUGGUGGGAGGCGGGGGGCGCUACAUGCAACACCCCCCCUUCGCGCCCUACCCCCGGGACACCCACUACGUCAGGCCCACGUCGGACCGCCCGGUGAUGCUGCCCCGACGGCCCACCAUCAUGGGACCUUAUGGGCCCUACUCGCGCGCGGGGGCAGAUAUCUUAUGGCCUUACGCGUCGAGUCGGACGGACAUGAUGCCACUGGUGCCAAGUAACUCCCUGGCUGUCAGCACCACGAUGGACUCCAGCAAGCGCAUCAAACUCACCCCCAAGCCAGACGUCCCCCUUGUCAUAGACACCUCCGACAACAACCACGGCAACAGGGAGUCCACGUACACGCCGCAGGUGGAGGCCAUCUCCCCCACCAUGCCCAACGACCCCCGGGAUGAGUCACCCCUCCGCUCCACCAAAGACGAUCUCCUCAAGCACAUAGAGCAGGUGGACAGGGAGAUUGCCAAGGCUGAGUCGAGUAUUGCCAAGCUUCGAAAGAAGGAGGGAGAGCUGGAGGUGGCGGCGCAGAAGGGGGACGGGGCCAAGGCAGAGGAGGAGGACACCAAGGAACCGCGGCAUCACAGCAUAGCGCAGAUCAUCUAUGCCGAGAACAGGAAAAAAGCGGAAGAGUCUCACAACGUUUUGGACAAGCUCAUGCCGCCCACCGACGUGCCCAGCGUCUUGCCACUGUACCACCAACCCACCGACACAGAGGUUUACAUGGCCAACAAGAGGCAAUACGCGGGCUUCAAGCGGAGACUCAUGGAGUACUUCAAGAAGAAACAUGCCAGCAAAAAUGAACGUGAUCUCCACCUCACCCAGACCUACUCCAAGCUGAUGACGGAGUGGCUCAAGAGGGUAGAGAAGGUCGAGAACUCCAAGAAGCACAAGGAGAAGGUGGCAAAGAACCGUGAGCUGUUCGAGAAGGUGUUCCCGGAGCUGAGGAAGCAGCGGGAAGAGAAGGAACGGUUCUCCCGGGUCGGCGCGCGGGUGAAGAGUGACGCCGAGAUGGAGGAGAUCAUGGAUGGCCUUCAGGAACAGGAGGUUUUCAGUCACUCACCAGCAGACUUGAAGAGGUGGAAGGACAAUGGAGGAUGCCACCUUCUGCAUCCCCUGGCCGGGAUUCGAACUCAGGCCAGCAUGAACGAGGACAAGAAGAUGCGAGCUUACGCUGUGAUCCCUCCAAUUCUUCUGGAGGAAAGGAAACGGAAGCAGCGAUACAUCAACAAAAACGGACUCAUCGAGGAGCCCAUAAAUGAGUACAAGGACUAUAAGAACAUCAACAUCUGGACGGAGCAGGAGCGGGAGAUCUUCAAGGAGAAGUACCUGCUGCACCCAAAGAACUUCGUGGUCAUAGGCAGUUACCUGGAGAGGAAGUCAGUGAGUGACUGCAUCCAGUACUACUACAGCACCAAGAAGAAGGAGAACUACAAGAUGCUGGUCAAGCGGAGGAUAAGACGGCCCCGCAAGCCCAACAACCAGCCUGUGGUGGAAAUGGUGGGGCUCAACUCCACGGGGGUCACCACGAGAGGGUCCGCCGCUGCACUCCGCACCCAAAACCCCACCAACACCCGCUCCCACCCCAUCACUGGAGCCAGCACGACGCAGGAUGACGGCAUGUCCCUCCAUGGCGGACAGAACAACCAGAACAGCCAGAACCCACCACACUCCUCCGCCUCAAACUCCACCCACAAUGCCACUGCCAACAGCACCCCGGCGACCUCCCCUGGCAGCACGCCGGCCCCCAACGACCUCACGGCCGCCACUACCAUCAGUGAGACGCCCACCUCCACCUCCACCUCCACUUCCACCUCCACCACUACCAUAUCCAGUAUAUCCAGUAAAGAGGUGCAGGAGAAGGACAAGGAAAACCUCUCCCACAGCGACAAGAAUAGUAGUGGUGGUGGCGGCGGCGGUGGUGGAGGGGACAAGCCAGUGAGGAGGGAACGCGCUCGGAAGGAUGACGAGAAGUCCAAAGAUGCCCAGGACUCCAGCGAUGAUGACAACACAGCUGAGCAUGGCAAGGGCGGUCCCCACGAGUGUCUCAUGUGCAACACUCAGCUGGAGCACUAUGGUCUGUCCCGCCCCAUUGCCCCCGGACAGGCUGCCCAGUACGGCCUGGUCGAGGCACACCUUCCACCCAACCCCAGGGUGUGCAACAGCUGCAGGUGUCGGGCUGUGCGCAGGAGAGUUACUCAAUGCCCCAUACCCACGUGUCCGACCCCCAAGUGGAGGGUGAAGCGUCUCCGGCAGCUGCCACCCCAGUGGAACGACUUGCCCCCAGACGUGAAGGACCCCAUCAUUAGAGAGUUCCAGAUUCCGAGUGAUGUCACCAAGUGCUGCUCGGCGUGCCACAACCGCAUCAGUCGCAAGCUGGGUCCCGAGGUGGAGGAGCCUGUGGACCCCUCACGCUGGUCAGAGGAGGACAUGGAUGCCCUACGCUGCGCCCUCAGGGAGGUCGGGUGCCACUGGUCCAAGGUUGCUGAGCGCCUCCCCAACAAGACAGAGGGACAGUGCAAGAGCUUCUACUUCAACUUUAAGAAGAAGUACAAGUAUGAUGAUGUUGUGGCUGAAUACCGCAAGUCCAGAGGGAAAGGUGAUGGGCCACCCACCGUAACAGAUGAGGAGGAGAGCGGGUCAUCCACUUCAAGCUGUGAUGAGGACGGCACUGUGCCCCCACCUCCCCCUGGCCCAGACUCUGCCUCCGACACCGCCUCCGCUCCGUCCCCGGGUCCUGCCCACCCCAACAAUAUUGAUGCGGAGAAGCGGGAGGCCUCCGGGCUGGCGGAUGGUGUAAUGAAGGAGCCGUUGCCGCCUGCCGUGAGUCAACCACCAGCCAGUGUGCGGGAAGACAACGACUCCUCAGCGACGGCCAGUGCGGAUGAGGGCCAGAGUGGCGUGGGCUGGGACUCCCCCGACGUUCAGCACAUACCCCACCCUGGGGAACGGCGGCCAACACCUGCCACAACUGCCAAACUGCAGCACCCGCCGCCAUUGCCACCUCCUGCUACCAAGGGUGCCCCGCCGCUGCAGGAUGGCAACAACUCCUCGGGCAAUGUGCGUGACCUGAUCUUCUUCACCAUUGAAAAUAGUCUGAAGGACAAGCUGCCAAACCCUCCCACCAAGUCCCCACCAACCAUACAAUCCAUCCUGAGAGCGACACCGGGGCGCCAGGUGCAGCCGCAGCCUUCUCCCAGCAACCUUGAGUACCAGCAUCAGCAUCGUGAGCAGCGGCUCUCUGUGCCUGGCCGCUACAAUGACCCCCGCGCCGGGCUGCCUGACACCUCCACCUACCUCCAACAGGACGUCCAGAGUGAAGGUCUAGACCUCAGUAUUCGCAAGCGUAGCCGCACGCCUCCACAGCAGCAGCAGGCGCAACCGCAGCCCCAGCAUACGCAGCACCCUCCCCCACCCCCGCUGCAACACUCCCAGCACCCCCCGCCACAGUUCCAUCAGCCGCCACCGCCACCCUCCUCAGUGUCACGGGAAUUGCCCGCCAUGACGGUGCGUGGCGGUGCCGAGGUAACCAUCACCAGUAAGGACCCGCCACCCCGGGCACACCUCAACGCCAGCUACAGCAAGCCGCCUCAUGAGCCUUGGCCUCUCGUUGACCCGCGGAACAAGUCACCUUCAGCUUUUAUCCCAGAAAGCCGCAGCCUCGCGCACCAGCCGCCGCCCUCCAUCAUGACCAGCGGGGCCUCUGUGGCCACGUCGCUUGUGUACGCCGCCCCUGUGCGGCCGCCACAUACCCAGCAGCCCUCCAAGCCCAAGGUCAGCAUGGCUCCACCGCCACCCCUCACCUCGGUGCGCACGCAACACCCAUCACCACAGCCCGUCACCACCCCCUCCAGAAUCCCACUCAAGCCAGACAAGUCUGGUGGCCCCAUGCAUGUUGGGUCCAUCACGCAAGGCACCCCUGUCAACCCACCACCCACUGUGUCUGUGCCCAUCUCCCAGUCUGGCCGCUUCGAAUUGAUAACCAAGUCCAGCCUUGGGAAGGAGGGCGGCUCCAUCACACAGGGUACGCCCAUCCACCACGAUCCCAAGCGCUCCUCGGUGUCCAACAACCCCUACAAGGACGUGGUGUUUGAGCCUCGCCCCGGCAGCGGUGUGGAGAUCAUCCCGCGCCCUGCCCUCACUUCCCAGUAUGACAGGGACCACAUGUAUCGUGGCCCCCGCCCCCCCAGCUCCACGGCACCCCCCACCACCACCUACGCCUACCCCACCUACCACUACAGUACGCGACCCCCCUAUACAGACUCGCAGCGGCAGCUCAUUGCGAACGAUUACCUGACUUCACAGCAGAUGAAUAGGCGUGUCACUGAGAAGGACCCUCGCGUGUCACCCCGAGGUAGGGACCCCAGCCCACAGCAGGACCCCAGGGACCAUCGUAGCUUGCCUGGUGGCACCACUGUGAACCGUAUCAUGGAUCCUCGCACCAUUGACAUCCGCUCAGUAGACCCGCGCAGUCUGGACCUGCGAAGCCUCGAUCACCGGAACCUGGACCCCCGCAUAGAUUUACGGAACCUGGACCACCGCCUCGUGGACCCCCGUGUCUCAGACCACCGCAAUGUGUACUUCAGCACCAGUAGCACCCCACAUGGGUCCUACCAACUACCCUCCCAGCCCUCCUCUGCUCCUGUGUACAUCUCACAAGAUCGCAUUUCCCGGCCGCCGCCGUCCCCUGCUUCAGCGCGUGACGCCACCCCAACACCUCCCACUUCCGAGCCUGCCCCUUCCCCACACGAAUUCCGAUCUCCUGGCGUAUCCACCCCAACGCCCCCACCUCGGGUGGCGGUAAUUCAGCGGCGGCCCCCCAGCAAGCCACCACCCCACAAUUCCCCGAAGAGCGCCUCACCCCGCACUGACCCCGGGUGCUAUUCCCCAAUGCACAUCACCACUCCUGGCUCGGAAAACUUCAAGGCAUUGGUAGACACAGCAGUGGCACAGCGUGGUGGCGGCGGUGGUGGCGGAGCCCCUUACUCGUCAGUGGUGGAUGUUCGGCGGGAUGGGCGUCACCACGAUGCACCACAGUUAGAGGGCUUUGAGCAACAGUUGACGGACAACAUGAACCGGACUGUACGCACCACCCAUAACAAGCACGAUGUGCGGCCACCACCACAUGACUCGCGCAUACCACCGCCGCUGCCGCCACAGGGUGAUGACCGUAGGUUCUUUAUCGAUCAGAGAACUGCCGAGGCGUUUGACCGGCAGCGAUUGAUAUCCAAGGGUCUGGAGCCCAAGCCUGACCUGGAGAGUGAUGCUGCCAAGGGCAUUCCAGUUUGCUUCAAGAAGGAGGAGCCACCCAAACCAGUGCCGCCCAAGCCAAGGGGGGGCACCCACAGCGAGACUCUGACUGCUGCCAACCUGAUUGAUGCCAUCAUCACACACCAGAUAAACAAUGACACUGCUGAUGGCAGUGGCGGUGGCAGCGGCAGUGGCGGUGGUGGCAGCAGUGGUGGCACUACUGGCAGUGGAGGCGGCAGUAACACUGGUGGCGGAGGUACUGGCGGUGGUGGUAGUGGUGGUGGAGGCAAUAGUGGUGGUGGAGGUGGUGGUGGCGUUAGUGACGGUGGGGGUGGCGGUGGCGGCAGUGUUGGUGGGGGUGGUGGUGGUGGUGGUGGUGGAAGUGGGGGUGGUGGUGGGGAGCAGCGUACCUGCUUCAGGAGGGAGGGGGAAGGUGGGGGCCUGCAGGUGGUGGAGUUAGACAAGCGGGUCAGAUCCCCUGCCGGGCCCCCCCAGCCCCCGCCCAAAGUAAAGGAGGUGGUGACAGUGGAGGAUGGCCCUGAGCCUCGCCCCAUGAACCACAAGGAUGGCCUCAAUGUCUCCUUGCAUGCGCCACCCCACCACCCCGGCCCCAAGUCCAUCCAGGCCCACAUGGACCAAAUCAUUCACCGGGAGUUCUCCAGCGGGGAUGGACGCAAGUUGUCCACCUCUCACGUCACCUACAGCAGGCCGCCCUUUGAGAUCUUGAGGACCGAUGGUCGUCCAAUAGUCUCCUCGGGGGGCCCUCCCGCCGUUACGGUCUCCCAGUUGAGCUAUGACCACUGGAAGAUGCGUGGCAGUAUGGAUAAGGAGGCUAAGGACAGGAUAGAAUCGCGCUCUCCCCAUCGCCCUCCACCCACAUCUGCCCCUUCCUCCACCCACCACCUCUCGGCACAGCACCUUGCCCCUGAUGAGCGGCAGAUCAUUCGCAUUGCCCAGCCAGUCUCGCCGCGGCCUGACCACAAACUGCGUACACCACCUGCCGCCCCGGCUGGCAGCUUUCCGGUGGAGCCCAUUUCUCCCCCAACCUCUACCGCCCCUCCAAACUCAGACCCCAACCACAGUGAGAUAAACACCCCCUGGAACUUUCAGAAGCGGGGAGCCGCCUCCAAGGAAAUGUUUGAGUACGUUCGCUGCAAAAUUGCUGAGGUGAUGCGAACGCCGGACUCCCAGGACGGUGAAAAGCUGGGCCAUGAGGACCGCCACCCCCGUUCAGGCACGCCGGCCUCGCAGCCGUCAGCACCGCAGACCAAUGCCCACUCCGAUGUUGACGAUCAAGCCAGAAAGCGACCGCGGCCCGAUGGUACGGAGCAGCGGCCGCCAUCCCGUCCACGCUCCACCGGGGGCGAUGUGGCCAAGGAGCGGCGGGAGGAGCAGCCACCCCCUCCACCCCGGGAUGACGUGGCCGACGCUGACUCGCCUCAGUCUGGUGAAAUGGUGAUAGACGAGUCGCCGCGUGACCAUCCACCCACCUCCAAGGCAGGUGAUGCCGGGGGGCCGGGGAAGGUGGGAUCCAAGGCGGGGGAGGCGGGAGAGCGGUAUUCAUCAGGGGGCGGGGGCCCGGGGAACCAGUACCCCCCCUACCCCUACUCCGGGUUCCGGGGUCACGGGGGUCAAGGUGUGGGGGGCCCCGGGGUGCCGCCCUCCACUACCACCGUCACUACUACCAGCAGCAGCGGCAGCGGGGGGCGUCUCCCCCAGGGGUACGAGCCCAAUGUUGAGCCAGUCAGCGACGAUGACUGAGCCAGCCCGGAGGACCGGACGAGACAGCCGUGAUAAGUGUUAUCUGUGAUCUGUUUUGUGGACUAGUGUUGUCACGCCGCACUCUGGUGUACAAAGCUACCCAUCUGUGUGUGUAUAUAGGAGUAAGUAGGUGGUAUGUGUUAAUACUCAGGCUCCAUAGGGGAGGGACCGCCGCCGCUGCAGCCGCUGCCGCGCCCCACGCCUCACGCCCGCGACCCUUGCCCUUCCGUCACGCCCAUUCUCCUUCAUGAGAUAUUUAUGAAUCAUUACAGACUGUGGUGACAAGAUUGCCAUUUCACCACUGCACCGCCGGCCUCUGGAGCGGCGGUGGCAGUGGCGGCGGUGGCGGCGACCCGGCAGUGCCCACACAGACCCUCCCCGUGAACAAAGCUGUCCCCCGGGGCACGGACGGCGCCCACCCGCUGCUAUAUUCAGACAAGUUCAUUCCAAGGCCCCGCCAGCCGGUGUGGGCCGGUCCGCAUUGUACAGACCUUCCUUCCACUUGUUGAGGGCGGCGGCUGGCGGCUUGCCCGGCGCCGCCGCCCAUCUCUCACAUCAUUACAUGUCAGAAAUGUUAUUUUUGUUGAAAUAAAGAUGCUCAAAACCUA